UUCUUUGAGAAGGUUCUGGGGACCACAGGGGUCAAUGAAGCAAAGCCAGCGGAUAUGUGAUUAUUAUUAUUUUUAAAAAUUGUGUUACAGUGAUGGAAAUCCAAUCAUCAUUAACAAAGUUAUUAUAUUAAUUAUUAAGUUUUAUUUAUUAUCCUGAUUGACCUGUUGCUUGAAUCGAAUGGUUUUAAUCCAAACCUCAAUCAUUCAAAAACAAGCAAAUAAUGUCAACUUGUGUUCUGCCUAUGGACAAUUUAGGUAUAAAAGCUCCAUGGCUCUAAUAAACAAAUAUUACUUUACACAUUUGAAUAAUUAGCCAGAUAUUCAAAUUGUUGAGUUAUGUUCAGAAAAUAAAUCUGUGCUGAAGAGGUCUGUGAAAUGUAUUUUCCAGUAAAAAGUGUCCCUGGCUACAAAAAGUUGGAGAACUGCUGAUAUAGACAGUACAUUAAUGUGGGAUGUGUUUAGUGCUGGGGACCUCUUGUGUCAAAAGUGGAAGUUUGCAGCGUGAACUACAGGUUUCAAGACUCUCACUCAGUUCAUGACCUGGAUCUCUGUAUCAUAUACCAUCCCAUACGAAACUAUUGGAACGGCAAAGGCUUGUUGUUGUUGUUGUUGUUGUUGUUGUUGUUGUUUAACAAUACAGUUUUUAUUUAUUAUUUUUUAUUAAGGAAAAAAAAAAAACGUUAUCCAACACAUAUCACCCAUGUGAAAACUAAUUGCCCAUUUAAACUUAAAAUCUGCCACCUUUAGCAGCAAUAACUGCAACCAAACACUUCUGACAACCGGAGAUCAGUUUUUCACUGACUUCUAGGACCCUAGUACUUAACUUACUCCUAUGCUUUGGAUCAUUGUCCUGCUGAUAAUCCAGUUGCGCUUGAGUUUUAACUUAUGGACUCAAGACCGGGCAUUCUCCUUUAGGAUUUUCUGAUAAAGAUGGUGGGGCAAGGUGGUCCCAUUUCAUAAUUUUAAUUUCUCUGCUGUUACAACUAAAUUGUUAAUUGCUUCCAUUUGAUUCCCAUAAUAGUAUGUUGGGUGAUGCAUAAUGGUCCUCUACAUGCAAAACUUUACCAGUAAAUGGACAUUGUUUUUAAGAUGGGGCAUCUUCCUCCAUCUUACCGAAGUACUGACACAAUAUAAGCCUUACUAUUUUAAAGUUCUUCAGGUCCAUAUGAAAUUUAGGUACCAAAAUUCAUGCCCCUGCCCCUUCCAUUACAAUAUUAGGGUGUUUUUUCCCCUCCCCUGACUCUUUAUUUUCUACACACUGUAGCUUUAACUAAUGAAAGGAGAAAGAUGGUGUCAGCUGAAACUGGAGUGGGAGCUUCACUUCUCCGUUAGCUCAGACUUAAGAAGCGCUCGUGCGUUCCUGUUGCUAUGGAGGCGGGCUGGCACUAAAAGAAACAAUGAGUUAGGAAAGUAUGUGUCCAGCACUCAGUUACUCAGAGCUGCUCUCACUGAGAAAGUACUCUACAGCUGCAGCUCUUUUCCAGUUCCAGUUGAAGGCUCCUGAUGAGCUCGGUAGCUGCGUGCCGCCUGCAGGAGCUGCAAAUUUACCGGCUACUGCAUUGUGUGCAGGCGCGAGACACCGCACAGGUCAAGAAGUUGUUGCGUGUUGGCGUUCAUGACCUUGUCAACCUCACGGAGCCACAUGAGGGCAAAGGCGUCCUGCACGUGGCUGCGGUAGCUAACAACACCGACAUGAUCGAAUUUCUGUUGCUUCAUGGCGCUUGUCCAGAUGUCCAGGACAAGCAGGGACGCACGCCGGUGAUGUUGGCAGCCGAACUCGGACAUGACGGUGUGGUGGCUCUGCUGGCCGAGAAACACGCAGAUAUGAAGUUGACAGACAUAGAAGGGAAAGGCGUGCUAUUCUACUGCCUCUGUCCCACCAAAAGACACGCGCGCUGCCUGCAGGUGGCGCUGAACAACAUGGCAGACGUAAACAACGUGUCACAUGCGGGCAUCCCGCUGUUCCUGCAGGCCUGUGAGAACGCUCGGGAAUGUGAGGACAUGUGCCUCAGCCUGUUGGAGAAGGGGGCCGACCCCAAUUCUGUCAAUCAGGUGACAGGUCGCACUGCUCUAAUGGAGGCGGUGAGAGCAGGAGCGGUGGGGCUGGUGAGAGCCAUCCUUAAAAGAGGGGCAAAUGUCAACACGCUGGACAGCAAGCGGUUCAACGCAGUUCACUUCGCUGCUGAAGGAGGCUACUUUGAAAUCCUUCAGGUGUUGUCUGCAUAUGUGGCGGAUAUGGGCGUAAUGACAGCAGAAGGAAACACGGCUCUGCACUAUGCUGCCCAAGGGGGCUUUGCUGACUGCUGCAGAUUUUUGGCACAGAGAGGAUGCAAUCCCAAACAGAAAAACAUGGAAGGCCUGUUACCACGUCAAAUUGCUAAGGACUUGGAUCACAAGGCCUCAGUGAAAGAGCUUAAGAAGGCUGAACGUUUGAAUGGGAAGCUUUUAAAGAGCUGCACUAAUGAAUCAUGGGCACUGACCCUUUAUGAUUGGUCUCAUGAAAAUGAAGCUGAACUGCGAAAGGCCUUUGAAUUCACUUCAUGUGGAAUUACCAACUCAGAGAUGGUGUCUUUUGAGAAUUUCAUCUCUGUUCUCCAAGACUUCCAGGCACCGAUAAAUGAUGACCAUGUCCGGAAAAUACAGCUCGCUCAUGACAAGCGUAGGCAGGGUUUAAUUAACAUCAACGACUUUUUCAAAGGAGUCAGAUAUCUGCCCAGGACUCUUGUUAUGACCUCCUAUGAACUAAAUAGGACAAAGAAAAGGGUUGGCAAGUCAGGGAAGGGCAAGAAGAAAAGCAAGUUGAACCUUCCAAUGCCAAUUUGCGUCAUCUCACCAGAAAAUGUUUACCGACAAGAUGACAGAGGGCCACCACAUUUCAUGAUUGAGAAGUACCAGCUUUUUACAGACACAAACCGAUUUAAUCAGGACCAUCCACCUAGGCACCCGAUAGAGGAUGACUCAGCCUGGUAUAAAGAUGAACCAGAAAAGACAUACAUAAACAUAAACUACUGCGUUAAGACUGGAGACAUUGAAUCCCUGAAGAUGGCCUUUAGUCGGAAGGUCCCAGUUGAUGUGAAGGAUCGCUUUUACAAGACACCACUCAUGACCGCUUGUGCAAGUGGGAAUUAUGAAGUGGUCAAUUUUCUACUCAAUCUUGGGGCUGAUGUGAAUGCUUGUGAUCAGUUCUGCUGGACUCCAUUACACCAUGCCUGCCAUGCUGGACAACUUGACAUCAUUAAACAAUUAGUGGAGGCAGGGGCAGCAGUGAACACACCCACUUUCAGUGGAGCCACACCCCUAAUGAGGGCCAUUGAGAGUUCCAGGCCCUGCUGUGUGGACUACCUUAUCAAGGCUGGCGCAACAGUUACAGCAGCAAACAAGUCAGAGCAAAGCUGCUUGGACAUUGCCCAUGCGUAUGCAGACUUUAGGAUUGUAGAGCUGAUCCAGGCCAAGAUUGACAGCCUUUGGAAGCCAAAGGACCACAAAAAGGAUAAGCCAAUCAAACCUCAGGCCAAACCGAGACCAGCCACUGGCACUUCUGAGGAGAAGCAGGGGGCUGUUCCCACACCGCAGGCCUCAGAGUACUUUGCAACCUCGACAUUGAAAACAGAAGCGCAGGCCAACAGUGUGAUCCUUCACAGCACUCGGAUCACCAGUGGAGCACUGAAAAAAGUGGACAUCAGCUUUGUGCCAAAAACAGUUUGGUGCAAACAACUCACUACCUGCCAGCUGAUGGAGAAGAAGGAGAAAAGGAGACAACGGUUUACUCAUGAAGUGGAUUUUGAUGACCUCGAGAUGCCUUUCAACAAGAAUAUUGAGAAGAACGCACUGGAGCUAUCACAGAUCUUUGAGCAUAAUUGACGAAGGGCGAAUCGUCUGACUUAAACUAAACUCCAGCCUCAAUUCAUUAAAAAAAUCUAUGAAAAAGCCAGGACUGAACUUACCAUAUGCAAUUAUGGAUUUAUAUUUUUGUUUGUUUGUUUAGAUGUGUAAAUAUGAUAGCAUGUACCAUAUAAGGAUCUCAGUAAAUGUACUGUACGUAUUUACAUAUAGCAAAUAAUGCAUGCAUCAUCUGUACUCUCCUCAGAAAGAGAUGGGGGAAGAGAUCGCUCUCUCUCUCUCUCUCUUUGUGUGUGUGUGUGUGUGUGUGUGUGUGUGUGUGUGUCCUGCCUGCUUUCAGGGCUGGGCCACUCUAUGCUGGCAUUUCUCCACACCUCCUCCUUUAUCUUGUUUAUCUGAGAAUCCUACGUAUCUGC
This is a messenger RNA of Ictalurus furcatus (blue catfish), 4256 nucleotides long. RefSeq names its product ankyrin repeat and EF-hand domain containing 1a (gene ankef1a). The record is from RefSeq and is a predicted model, not a curated record. Lineage: Eukaryota; Metazoa; Chordata; Actinopteri; Siluriformes; Ictaluridae. The transcript is spliced from 10 exons. Gene Ontology annotation, molecular function: protein binding. The coding region runs from base 1504 to 3861 and encodes 785 amino acids.